Lolium perenne is the source of this 1872-nucleotide messenger RNA. RefSeq lists its product as uncharacterized. The record is from RefSeq and is a predicted model, not a curated record. NCBI's taxonomy places the organism in Eukaryota, Viridiplantae, Streptophyta, Magnoliopsida, Poales, Poaceae.
CAUACGUGGAAGAGAGAGAAAUAGGGGGAGAGAGCGAAGCGGGCGCUCCAUCUAUCGCCCGGCGCUAGCGCUGGUUACGAGGAGAUAGAGCUAGCUUGUAGCCAGUUGCCAACGCUAGGCCGCCGCUUCUUCUCCCCUUCUCGAUCCCGUACGAAUCGCUCUAAAUUGAGUUCUUCCCGCGCCAAAUCGUCUUCUUCCCGCGCCAAAUCGUCCUCUUCCGCGCCAAUCUCCACUCUAUCCCCUCAAAUCAGACCUUCCUGUGCCAAAUACAAUCCCCGGAUAGAAAAGUUGUCCCCAAAUCGCCUCAAGAACCAUAGACUCCAAGCCCGCCUCCGCCGGCGGCGCCCGCAGCGAGAUGGCUGGAAAGUCCAAGAGGACAACGGCGCCGACGCCUCUUGAGUUCCCAUGGUCGGCAGGUCAGCUCGUCCCACCGCCAAUGGCUGCGUCCGUCACGCCGCCAAUGGCUACGUCCGUCACGCCGCCAACGGUUCAGCCUAUGCCGGGGAUCCCUUCCAUGUAUGCGCCCGGCGUCUGGUUACCACCACGCCCAUCGCAGUCCAUGGCGUCCUCCUCCCCACCGUGUUGGGUCGCUGGAGUACAGCAACCAAGUAUGGCCGCUUCGUCAGCUCAAGCCCCUUGGUGCAGACCGCCCGCUGAAAGUGGAUGCACAAUACAACCUACACUCCCAGCCGAGAAUCUUGAGGAGUACGAUCUGCAAGCAUGGGGAUUGAAUUCUAACCCACCUGGGGGUUUCCUCGGUUACUUUACAAACACAUCAAGCCACACACAAGGUAUGGGGAAUGGGACUUCAUCGCAGCCGAUCAAUGUUGGCAAUGACACCAAUGGUGGUGAUUGUGCAAGGACUGAAAAACGCUUGACAUGGACAAAAGAGGAGGAUCUUAGAUUGGUCAGUGCUUGGUUGAAUAAUUCAAACGACCCAAUCCAAUCAAAUUACAAGAAGAAUGAGCAAUAUUGGAAAGAGGUUGCUGCUGUCUACAAUAGUACCACCCCCAAAAAUAGGGCAAGGCUAGUCAAGCAAGUGAAGGAUCGCUUUGGGAGAAUUAAGAAAAAGGUUGCAUGGUUUUGUGCGAGUUGGAAGGAGGCUAAUGCUUUGUAUGCUAGUGGAGAAUCUGAUGUAGAUUUAAAGAAGAGGGCAAUGCAAACUUAUGAGGAAGAUCACAAAGAAGAUGGUCCGUUUAUGUUUGAGCAUUGCUGGGAGUUUCUCAAAAAGCAACCAAAAUGGGACGCAUAUUUGGAACGCCUAGAAGAUCUAGAGCCAGAAAAGAGAAAGUUCAGCGUUGAUGAUGAAGUGGGGCAGCAUUUUACUCUAGAUGAUGCUCGAGAUGAACGACCACCGGGUGGCAAGCAAGCUAAGGAGCAGCGGAAACGAAAAAGAAAGGAUGAAAGUUGCAUAAUAGAUCUUGAAGAUGAGCUUAGCAAGUUCGUAGAUGCUCAGAAUGCAGCAAAUGAGGGACGCAAAGAGAUGUUAGAGACACAAAGGCGUGUGUCUAGUGAAAAUCUUGAAGCUCGGAAGCUUGCAUGCCUUGCAGCAAAAGAUCACAAGGAGUCUGUCAUGCUAGAGACGUACCGAUCGUUGAUGAUGCAAGACACAACUGGAAUGCCUGAAGAUGUGAGAUCAGAGGACGUGUUGGCAUUGAAGUGUUUUAGGGAGAGGUUAUUUGGCAAAACUGACUAAGUGGUUGAAGGUUAUUGAUGCAAAUGGUUAGCUGCUCCUUUCUACCAAAGUUCCAACGGUGGCUUUGUGCCUUUAUUAUCAUCAAGAUCAAACUACUAUCUUAUUUGCUGGAGACCAUAUUUAGUAUUUUGUUUGGCUAAUGCUUUCUUCUAAAGAGUCAUGUAAUGUUGAAUUGU